UAUUGAUCGUCGUACAGUAAUGGGUGGGAAACCGUUGAAGAGUCUUCUCUGUUGUUAUCAUCCGAAAGCUAAAAAUAUAAGAAAUGAGCUACGAUCAAUAUCUGGUUAUCAUAAUCAAACUUACAUCAAACAAAUCAAUUCUAAGCAAAAUGCUGAUUUAUCGGAAACGGAUAAAAAGAUAGCAACGAUCAAUGAAAAAUGCACUUAUAAACGGAAUGAGAGUCCACAACCAGUCGAAAUUACGAAUUUAAAACUAAACGGUGCCAAGGACGUGUCGUCGGAACAUUACAGCACGAUGCUAAAAGAUAAUGCCUCCGAUGAGGAUGUCGAUUUGGGAAGGCCUUGUCUAUCGCUGAACUGCAAAUGCAACGGUUUCAAGCCACAUCCUUGGAGGAAAGUUUGUGUCCACUGCAAGUGCGAUCGUACUGACCACGAAGCGGAUUCACGUGAUCGCAACGUCAUUACCUCUAAACGUGUCGGAUUCUCGUUAUCACCAAAAAUGUCAUCAAUUGCAGUAGCGCAAGCUGCUGGCCAUACUGGUGCGCCUGGUUCCAUAAGUCAUGGUUAUUCGUGGGUACCACCAGGACUCACUCGUCUUAAGGUGGAAGAAUAUAUGGCUCAGCUACCAAAUCAUGUGGUUCCGCGAGUGAAUAGUAAUGGUGAGAAGUUUCGUGAAAAGCAACUCAUGUUACAGUUACCGCGACAAGAUCUAUCGGCGGCAUAUUGCAAGCAUCUUUCGAACAAUAUUGAAAGGAAGCUUUAUGAAGAAUUUAUCAAUGCAAGAAAUGAAAUCGCCUUGGAUAUUGGCUUCGUUUGUCCAGUCAUUCCAAAACAAAUGGAAUGUAAGAAAUGCCGUGGAGUGUUGGAAAGGAACGAAAUGGCUGUAAUAGCUCCAAAACUAGGUGAGAGCACCGGUUGGCAUCCGGCUUGCUUCACGUGUGCUACGUGUGAGCAGCUUCUGAUCGAUUUGACGUACUGCGUAAAAGACGGUAUUAUCUAUUGCGAAAGACAUUACGCUGAGCUUCAUAAACCACGUUGUAACGCCUGUGAUGAGUUAAUAUUUGCUGGUGAAUAUACUAAGGCCAUGAAUAAGGACUGGCACAGUGAUCAUUUUUGCUGCUGGCAAUGUGACAACACUCUCACCGGUCAACGGUACAUUCUUCGAGACGAGCAUCCGUACUGCAUCAAGUGCUAUGAAGACAUCUUCGCCAAUGCUUGUGACGAAUGCGCCAAACCAAUUGGUAUCGAUUCGAAGGACCUGUCAUACAGAGAUAAACAUUGGCACGAGGAUUGUUUCCUAUGUAAUAUGUGUAAAAUCUCACUAGUUGAUAAGCCAUUUGGUAGUAAAAAUGAUCGAAUUUUCUGCUCCAAUUGUUAUGAUCAAGCAUUUGCAACACGUUGUGAUGGUUGUGGUGAAAUAUUUCGGGCUGGCAUGAAAAAGAUGGAAUACAAAGGUAAGCAAUGGCAUGAUAAAUGUUUUUGUUGCGCACUAUGCAAAACACCGAUUGGCACUAAAAGUUUUAUACCUAAAAGCGAUGAAGUUUAUUGUGCAUCUUGCUAUGAGGAGAAAUUCGCAACGAGGUGUUGUAAAUGUAGAAAGGUAAUAAGUACCGGUGGUGUAACAUACAAAAAUGAGCCAUGGCAUCGGGAAUGUUUCUGCUGUACAAAUUGUAAUACAUCGUUAGCUGGUCAAAGAUUCACGUCAAAGGACGAGAAACCAUACUGUGCUAAUUGUUAUGGUGAAUUAUUCGCUAAACGAUGCAAUGCUUGCGUUAAACCAAUUACAGGAAUUGGAGGUGCCAAAUUUAUUUCAUUCGAGGAUCGACACUGGCAUAACGAUUGUUUUAUUUGUGCUCAGUGUUCAACGUCAUUAGUUGGAAAAGGCUUCAUAACAGAUGCUGCCGACAUCCUUUGCCCAGAAUGUGCUAAAGCCAGGUUGAUGGCCGCCAACUCAUGAUUGAUGCUAAUCGAUACGCUGUUUUCUCUUGAUUACAGUAAUAAAUCACAUUUGUAUACUUCAACCGUUUUGUCUUUUCUACUUUUCCCAAUUUAAAUUCUUUUAGAUCAGAUUAGACCACAAGUCGUGCACUGAUUGCUUUUAACUACUGUUUAGAG
Loa loa (African eye worm) is the source of this 2115-nucleotide messenger RNA. Its product is annotated as LIM-9 isoform. The record is from RefSeq and is a predicted model, not a curated record. Gene Ontology annotation, molecular function: transcription coregulator activity; zinc ion binding. Bases 20 to 1957 code for a protein of 645 amino acids. The transcript is spliced from 13 exons. Gene Ontology annotation, cellular component: Z disc; nucleus. Lineage: Eukaryota; Metazoa; Nematoda; Chromadorea; Rhabditida; Onchocercidae.